CUUUACACAGAGAGUGUAGGAGUAAAUAGGGGGAAAGAGGGAGAAAGAGGGAGAGAAAGCAAAAGAGAGAGACAACACAGAAAGAGUUAGAACUUGCUUUUGGACCCAGACAACAGAGCAGGAGUGACCUGGCCAAGAUGAGCAGCAAUACAUUCAGGAUGGAGGAACAGGGCAGAGUGAGUCGAGCCUCUAGUGUAGUCACCAUUUCAUCAACCAGAGAAAUGGCUGAAACAAAACUGCAGUCAUUUAGUAAACGGUCUGGCUCAGUGCAGAGAGAUCCAAACUGCGCAGUAGUGAUCAGAGGAUGGCUUUAUAAACGAGACAGUAUGGGGCUGAAGUUGUGGAAGAAGAGGUGGUUUGUUUUAUCUAACUACUGUCUCUUUUACUAUAAAGACAGUAGGGAGGAAGGUGUGUUAGGAAGUCUUCCCCUCCCCAGCUAUAAGAUUUUCUUUUGCUCUCCAAGAGAGUGUAAAAACAGGAAGUAUGCUUUUAAGGUAGUUCAUCAGGGAAUGCGUUCAUAUUUACUCAGUGCUGAUACUCAGGAAGACAUGUUGGGUUGGGUCAGAGCUCUCAGCCAAUCAGCAAACAUGGAGACAGAUGACUUCAUCAACAGACGCUGCUCCAGCUAUCACGACUUCUCUCAGAUAGGGGGCAGCAGUGAGUCAGUAACCCCCCUGCAUGGGGACCGGAGCCAGAGCAAUCCAUUCCAUCAUGCUUCAGGGAGCAUGGAGAUGGUGGACCACAGAGGCAGACACAGAGCACCCAGUUUGGAUCGCACAGGUGAUCACUUUCUAUGUCAGGGUUCAGGUCCUUCAACUCCCAGAAGUCAUUAUGAGUCACGAUCUCACAGCCCAGUGGGCAGAGUUGACCCACGACAUCAGGAGAUUCUUUGUGCUCAGCUGCCCCCUUUACCCCCCUCCAGAAUUACCCAUAAUCCUCCAGGUUCUCUCCAUCACCACACUGCCCCUGUGUGUGGGUUUCCACCAAGUAUGCAUGAAGAGACACACAAACUCGCAGCAUUACAGGGAGACACAGAUAUGGUCCUGACUUGUUUAUGUGGCUGUGAUAAAGUGCUACAGACUCUCUGUGUAGAACUGGAUCUCUUACAACAGGACAAGGAGCACGCUGAGUUUGCCUUGGACAUAUCUCGUAUAGAGUUAGCCAAGAGGCAGUUGAAAGAACAGCAGAUAUCACAGAAGACUUUACUGCAGGAGGAGUUGGUCACAAUCAGAGCCAGAAUGUGUGACUUAUCACAGGAGAUGGAGAGGGUGUGGUUGGACUACAAGCGGAUGGAGAGUGAACUGUCUGUGUUUCGUUCCCACCUGCAGCACAUCUGCCAUUUUGGACUUUCACAGGAACGUUCCAGGGCUCAGAAGCAGAUCUGGAUGAUGGAUGAUAUUCUGAGUGGUCUGAAGCCCAAUAGAAGUCGUUUUAAAGCACUGAUGGCUGCACACACUCCAACAAUGUUUCCACUCCUUCAAAACUUAUCUCUUCAUCCAGAGGAAAGUGUGCACUACUGGGGGGAGGAGUUAGAAGCACCAGCUCGACCCCCACUACCUCUGGAGAUAAAUAACACUAAUGAGACCGCAAAGCUGAUGCCAGAGUGGGCGGAGCCAAAGUACACACUGCCAUACAGCCCUGUUACACUUAGCACACACUCCUCUACACACACCAACACACCCAGUGCAGAAUGUCAGUCUCUGUGUUUAGGGGCGGAGACUAAUCUACAGUCCGAUCAUUCGAAAGCGAUGCUCGGGAGAUUAGAGCAGAACAAGCAAAAUAAUAGGAGGAACAGAAACCCGGAUUAUCAGACGAAUGUAGCUGAUAAACCCCGCCCACCGUCUGACUCGUCUCCUGUGUGUCUGAUGAACGUGAUGAGGGCGGAGCUUCCAUCAGCUCUCACUGCACAAAGAGUGUGUGUGGAAGAAUCAAACCUUGAGGAGGAUCAACUAUACACACUGGCCUAUAAACUAGAAGAACAGAGUGAUCAUGUUGAUGUGUGUAUUGGAAACAGAGAAUCUGAUCCUGCCAUGACCUCCGAAGAAAGACACGCUAAGCUGAAACGAGUGGAACGCAUCAAAGAGAGAGUACUGAAGAGUGCUUUAAGACGGAGUGACACGGCUCAUCCUUUGAAAUUUGUUGAUGCCAAAAGACCUGCCAAACAUUCUCUAAGGUCCCCAGAAUCCCUACACAAUGAUAAAACCUGUAACCACGGCAACAAGCAGAUGACUGAGAGAGAUGUGCCUGAAGCCCCUCCCUCUUUCAGUGACUCAGUGACUGCUCCUGCAGCCAUAUCAACCAGUCACAUUUCGACACUCACGAUAAAUAAGACUGUGCCCGAGGUAACGAAUCAGAGAGUGACCCACUCCUCUACGACCAAUCAGAGGGCAGAAUGGUUUCUCUCCACCAGCCACUGGCAGGAGUUCAUUCCUCUGAACAUUCAGGAGGAGGAACUUUUACCAACCAAUCAGCAAUCAGAGACAUCAACAGAUCAGCAUUCAGACACAGCAGCCAAUCAGCAUUCAGAGCUGCCACGUAAUCCUGAUCACUUUAGAGGGGAGAUGACCACAACACCAUUACCUGAUCAAAACGUUCCUAAUCCCUCAGACCCCCCCUCCCAACAGCCAAUAGGAACUAAUGCCGACAGUCACAUGAUGUUCCACUCUGACCACUCAGGGAGGGAGCUGUGCAUCUAUGAGGAGAUUCAGUAUAACGCUCCAAACUCCACUCUACAGGAUGAUGGGAGUGUAGUGGGUGGAGCCAAAGUCCAACAAUCAAACCUUUUCACCAAUCACAAUUCUGACACUCGUCUGUCUGCCAAUCAGCCCACAGCAUUAGAGUUUGGGGGCAGGAUGCUUGAAGCCACUGAAGAAGAAGCGAUAAAGGAGACAGGAAGUGAUGUCAUGACCAGUGCUAAAACUACAAAGCCAGUGUACAGCUGUUGGGGUAAGAACUCGAAAACUAACCACAGUGACUCGUUCCUCAAACCACGUGUUACUGUGGUGAGCACAAGUCUAUAGGGAGAAUCCCAUUACGCCAUCACCUCCUUCUUCUCAUCAGCAUAAUAAUAAUAAUAAUAAUAAUAAUAGGUUUUUGAUUGAUUUAUGUAAAUAUUAUUGUGCGUAUUUGUAACUCGUUCCCUCAACACUGGGAGAACAUCACUACCUAUCCUCAUCUUUUAUCUCCAUCAGCGCAGGGUUAUUACCUUCAUGAUCAUCACUGCUAACUGGCCUGUAUGAAACCCUGGAGCUCACAGACACUGCUGUGUUACUCUGAUACUGUGGUGGAGAAAAGCCUGAGAGAAGGUCAGAUCUCUCACAGUGAGCUCCUGAGGGACAGGGAUGUGUGUUCAUGUGUAUAUCUCACAUUACUGUGGAUGUGUUCAGAGCUACGUAGGGUUGUGGUUAGAUAAAAAUAAACAAACAAAUAAAUAAA
Messenger RNA from Silurus meridionalis, 3435 nucleotides. It is a transcript of the gene plekha4, whose product is annotated as pleckstrin homology domain-containing family A member 7. The coding region runs from base 138 to 3020 and encodes 960 amino acids. Lineage: Eukaryota; Metazoa; Chordata; Actinopteri; Siluriformes; Siluridae. The transcript has 23 exons. The record is from RefSeq and is a predicted model, not a curated record.